Anopheles stephensi (Asian malaria mosquito) is the source of this 2781-nucleotide messenger RNA. Its product is annotated as motile sperm domain-containing protein 2-like. Bases 734 to 2341 code for a protein of 535 amino acids. NCBI's taxonomy places the organism in Eukaryota, Metazoa, Arthropoda, Insecta, Diptera, Culicidae. The transcript is spliced from 9 exons. The record is from RefSeq and is a predicted model, not a curated record.
ACGCAACGGGCAAACCGUGUAGGAACGUGAAUCAUCUGGCGAAGCGAACCGUUCUUUACAUUAUUUACAUCUCGCACGCUGUCGCUGCAGGAAGGUGUAUCGCGGUACGGUCCCGGUCUCCGGUUGAUUUUUUGUUGUUGUUGGUUGUUGUUCAGGCCAGUAAAUUGGUGCAGUUAGCGUGAUGAAUGUUGGUCGUGUGGUUAGAUUAGUGAAAUUACUUUAGUGCGUUCAGUGAUGGUGUGAUGAUGAGGGUGUUGUGGUGUCGCUGCUCGUGAUCAGUUUUUGGGACGGUAGACGAUGGUGUGUAAAUAAUCGAAAGUAAAACGUUUGCUUUUCAACAAUUACUAAAAGUGUGUUAAAAACGUGCCAGAAGUCAAUCGAUCACCGUAAACGUGGGAAGUGCUGUACAGUGAGUGACACACGGGUGGCCCGGACGCACAGUAUUGUUGCUAUGUGAAAAGUGAGCAGAGUAGGCAAUUAGGAAGAAGAGUAUAUGAAAAGUAGUGCUAGUUUUAGUGGUAUUGAAGGUAAAAUUGGCCGUCCCCGGAUCGAAAGCCUCUCAAACGGCCAAAGUGAAGCAGCAGUCAGUGUAGUUCGCGUUAGUAGCUAGUGUGUACACAAAUCCAGUGCCAAAACGUCCGUAGUUAGGUUUUGCUGAAAUUGGGUGCAUUUACUUCUAAACAACGUGCCUUUUGUUGUUAGUGUGUGCGUGACGUAGAUACACUAUCCGAAAAUGACGUUACCAGAAUUUCUCAACCCAACGACGGCCCAGGUGGCCGAACUGAGGCAGAUGUUCAAGGAGAAGCUAGAAAAGGAUGCAGCCAAAGUUCCAGUCGGUGGUUUCCACGAGCACGAUAUGCGGUGGGUUUUCGAGGGCGACGGUUGGUUGACCAAGUUCCUGGAAAACAAUGACCUAAACAUGAAGGACUCGCUGAAGCAGCUGUGGGAAACGAUGGAAUGGAGAAAAGCAUCGGGCAUCAAUGAAAUUCGCGAGGACAACAUUCGCAUGGAAUACAUCCACGACGGUUUGAUGUAUCCCCGGGGCCGGGACGUUGACGGCAAGACGGUGUUCAUCUUCAAAUCGAAACUGUACGUCCGGGGGACCCGCAACCUGGACGACCUCAAGAAGUGCUUCCUGUACUGGAUCGAACGAAUCAUUCGCGAAGCGAACGAUGAUCUAGUGACGAUCGUGUUCGAUCUUACCGAUGCGGGCCUUAGCAACGUCGACAUGGACUACACGAAGUACAUUAUAAACACGUUCAAAAACUACUAUCCCUGCUCUCUGAACUACAUUCUCAUCUACGAUCUUCCAUGGAUUUUAAACGCAACGUUUCAAAUCAUCAAAAAGCUUCUGCCCGCCAAAGCCGUAGACCGGUUACGGAACAUCAGCAAUAAAAAUAUACGCGAGUAUAUCGACGACGACAACAUGCCGCGGAGCUGGGGCGGCAAGGACGAUUACGUGUUUGAGUUUAUUCCGGAACGGCGAAGAUCGAUGGAGUUACCGCUAAUGCAGAACGGUAUGCAGAAUGGAAUCCUCUCGAAGAAGGUUCACUUCGCCAACCUCAGCCCACCAGAAUCACCAAUGCUCGAAAAAGCGAACAGCAGUUUUCCGGAAAGCAGUGAAGGUGAAAUGUUGCGGAUAAAGCCACAGAACACCAUUACGUUCUCCAAAACGGGCAACGAACUGGUCGGCACGGUUGAAAUUACCAAUGUGGACACGAAGGAUGUGUCUUACAAGGUUAAAACUACCGCACCGGACAAGUUCCGCGUGCGCCCCAGUACAGGAUUUUUGCCCCCAUCGGCAAGCGUUACGAUAAACGUAAUGUUACAGCACGGUCAACAGAUACAUACAAUCAAUAGGGAAAAGUUUUUGGUCAUGUGCAUCGGACUGACGGACGAAAAUGCUACCAGUCCGCAAGAACUGACCGAGCUGUGGAAGAACAUUUCCGCCAAGGAUGCAUCGGUGGAGCUGCACCGCUUGAAGUGCGCGCUGCCAGUCAACUUUGAUGAAAGUGGGCUCGAAUCGAUGUUCGGCAGCACGGUGGGCAAGAUGUCCGCCACCGGUACCGAUCAGUACGGUGCGAUGGGUGGUGGAAUGUAUGAUCGAAGCGGCGGCAUGAUGAAUAUGAGCGGAGAAAAGCUGAGCAUACUGCAGCAAACCAUCACCCAUCUGCGGGAUACGACGUAUCGGCUCGAGAUGCAGGUGAAACGGAACCAUCGCUUCCAGUGGAUCACCUGCGUGCUGUUCAUUCUGCUCGCUAUAGCCAUCGUGUACAUACUGAAGAUAGAGAUCAAAAGUAAUGCAUCGGAGAUGUGCAGCAGUUCCGAAAGGCAUCAUUGAAUGGUGCCAUUUAGUGUGCGCGACGCUCUUUGCUUCCCUAAAACCCCCUGCCCACGAGCUUUUGAGCUUUAUCAUUCCCGGGAUCUAUCUUUUCGUUCAGUUUCUGUUUCUGUUUCUGAUAUUUUUUCCGCAAUCACAAGAGGUCAUCAUCACCUUUCGGUUUUCGUGAAACGAGGAAGAAGGUACAAUAGCUUGCCACACAGAGUUGGGUGUUUUGUUUGUUUUAAUACGAUAGUGAAUAAUAAUUCCCUAGGUUCUUGUGUCUCUUUUGUACGGGUGAAUAUGUUGUCCUUCGUGUGUCUCCUAACGGUAGGGUUAUUUUAUGCAUUAAAUUAUUUGUUAGUUAAUCGUAGAAUACCCAAUUUGUUGUUUAAUCGCCAUCUCCUAAAUUCUGCACGAACCAAACGGUGGAGAGACGUGUGUUCGUGUUGAGAAUAAAC